AUGUUUGCAGUUGGCUUCUUGACCAAUGAAAGAAGUGAGUCUUACGUGUGGUUGUUUAAAACGUUCCUCGAGGCUAUGUAUCAAAAAGAGCCGUCAAUAAUAUUCUCAGACCAAGAUCAGGCCCUUAUGAAUGGUGUUGAUCACACAUUUCGCGAAGCAGCACACAGACUUUGUCAGUGGCAUGUUAACAAAAAUGCCACGAAGCAAUUUGGGCAACUAAACAAUGAUAAGGGGUUCAAGACUUUGUGGUACCAAUGCAUGAAUGGUUGUGAAAGCGAGGAAGAAUUUGAAACCACUUGGCUUAGUUUGAUUGUAGAGCACAACUUGUCGGAGAAUAGAUGGUUUUCAACCAUGUAUAAUUUGAGGAAGCGUUGGUCAUCCGCUUUCACUAGAGAUAAAUUUUUCGGUGGUUUACAUGCGACAUCUCGAAGUGAAGUUACGAAUAAAGUAAUCAAAGAUUUGUGUAGCUCGACCUCUACCGUUUAUGAUUUUGUCAUUGGUUUUGAACGCAUUCUGAAAAAUUGGCGUCAAACCGAGUUUGAAGAGGACACUCUGUGUCGUGGAACGCCUGGAAUGUUUGUGCAACAAACUGGCAUCUUAGUCCAGGUUGCUGAGCUAUGUACUAAGAGCAUCUUCAGAUCUUUUGAGUUCGAGUCUCUGCAUUCAGUUUCUGUAAAGAUGACACACGAACCCCCCGACUUAAACGAUGAGGUGUUGGUGUUCAAAGUGUUUUCAAGAUCGGCAGUAACAGGUUUCCGGACUGUUAGGUUCAAUCAAGAAUCAGAAAUGGCAUGGUGUUCGUGCCAUAUGUGGGAGACUGAGGGCAUUAUGUGCCGCCACUUGUUUAGAGUCUAUUUUCAUUUGAACAUGGAUAGCGUUCCACCUGAGAUGUUGUUGAAAAGAUGGAGGCGUGACUCAAAAGAAAGAGUAGCUCCAAUUGAUGAUGCAAGCGACGAGUGGGGAACAAACAACUUGAGUAACAUGAUAUUCGUGAACCACAACACGAAACGUGUUUACGACAUUUUGGCUGAGUGCAAAGAUGAUUCAAAGUGCCGAAAUGCAAUCAAUGAAUACAUAAAUAACAUGGAAGUUGCAUUGGAGAAUUUGAGAAACGAAGCCAGUUUGGGAAGGAGUGGUAUGGGGUCACAUAAAUCCACUCGUGAGCAACUGCAUCGGACUAUAAAAAACCCCAUUCAAAAGAGGAAGACUCGGCCUAGGCGCAAAAUGUUUAGUAAUUAUUGGGCAGGUCGUGUAGCGGAAGCAAAUAAAGCAGUACUUCAAGAUGCAGAUGUAGACGAACUUGAUGUGCCAGUAGGUAGUCAAGUUGGUUGUUCGCAAGCUAACCACAAUGAAGAGUUGGACGACUCCGAUCGUUUUUCGGUGGAUUAG
Messenger RNA from Salvia miltiorrhiza (redroot sage), 1389 nucleotides. RefSeq names its product protein FAR1-RELATED SEQUENCE 5-like. The transcript has 2 exons. NCBI's taxonomy places the organism in Eukaryota, Viridiplantae, Streptophyta, Magnoliopsida, Lamiales, Lamiaceae. The record is from RefSeq and is a predicted model, not a curated record. Gene Ontology annotation, molecular function: zinc ion binding. Bases 1 to 1389 code for a protein of 462 amino acids. Gene Ontology annotation, biological process: regulation of DNA-templated transcription.